GAAGCUGAACGUUGGUGGCGCUUGGGGAAUACGAGGUGAGCCGUUGGGGGAGAAUGGUCGAUCAACAUUGGGAAGCUGAGACCCAAUUUCAAUUUCAAAUCAAAGUUCGCUUAUUUAAUCAUUCCCACUCAUGCACUAUCACCAUGUUAUGUUUUUGAGAGAUAUAGCUUCAGUGCUAUAGAAAGUUCUGAUCUUUCACGAUAUUCCUCUUCCAUUACAGGGUUCAUAACAAGUUAAUAUGCGGGAUAGCAAGAAGAAGUUAGGAAAUGGAGAAUCUAAAAAAUCCGGUUACUCGAAGGCACGCACAAAGUUCCAAGGGAAGAAGCAUAAAUCGGAAUCAAAAUCUCACACACACAGUGUUGGCACUAACAUAUCAAGGAAAAGAGCUACUGACUGUACCCUCAAGGGGCCACGCAAGGAUUCUUCUAAUAAGAAAUCUAGAACUGGACAAAAUUUUCAACAAACUGACAGAAAAUCCUCACAGAAGCCAUUGUCAAAGCUACAAGGCAAAAAAGUUUCUCUUAGUUCUAGGAAAGAAGGGAAAGUUGUUGAUGGGGAGGUAAAGCUUCAAAAGAGAAAGAGAAAGAAGAAAAGACAAAGGAAUAACGUGGAUCUUGAUGAUGCUUCACGCCUGCAGAGGAGAACAAGGUACCUUUUAAUCAAAAUGAAGCUAGAGCAGAACCUAAUUGAUGCUUACUCUGGAGAGGGUUGGAAAGGUCAGAGUCGCGAAAAGAUUAGGCCAGAGAAGGAGCUACAAAGAGCGCGAAAGCAGAUUUUAAAAUAUAAACUGAGUAUUCGGGAUGCUAUUCGCCAGUUGGAUUCUCUUAGUUCGCUGAGUAGCAUUCCUGUGAUUGCUCCAGAUGGGUCUGUUAACCAUGAACAUGUAUUCUGUGCAAAGUGCAAGUUGCGUGAAUCUCUUCCAGAUAAUGAUAUAAUACUCUGUCAUGGUACAUGCAACUGUGCUUUUCAUCAAGAAUGUCUUGAUCCUCCUUUAGACACUGAAAAUAUUCCUCAUGGAGACCACGGCUGGUUUUGUAAAUUUUGUGAGUGUAAGAUGGAAAUACUGGAGGCAAUGAAUGCCCAUCUUGGAACUCACUUUUCCUUGCACAGUACUUGGCAGGAUGUAUUCAAAGAAGAGGCUGCUAUACCUGAUGGUGAUACUGGAUUACUGAAUCCUGAAGAAGAAUGGCCAUCAGAUGAUUCUGAAGAUGAUGAUUAUAAUCCAGAGAGGGGAGAAGACAGCCACAAUAUCAACACAAAAGGAACUGAUGAUAAUGCAUCUGAUGAUUUAAGCAGUUCUACCAGUCUGUGUUCUUCCGAUGGUGAAUGUUCUCCAGUAUAUGAAGGUGUCAACCAUGAAUAUUGUUCUGUCAAUAGCAGCAUAGAUUCUGAUGAAUCUGAGGAAAAAGCAUGUGGCCGCAGGCAGCGAAAAGCCGUUGACUACAAGAAACUUUAUGAUGAAAUGUUUGGGAAGGAUGCUCCUGCAUAUGAACAGAUGAGUGAAGAUGAGGACUGGGGUCCUGGCAAAAGUAAGCGAAGAGAAAAGGAGUCUGAUGCUGUGAAUACUCUUAUGACUUUGCAUGAAAGUAAAAAUAAAUAUCCCAAUAAGGAGCACAGCGACAGGACAAGAAAGGAUUCUUCGGGCAUAAAUAUCAAAAGGUCUUGUCAUAGGAUUCCACGUGAUGCAGUUGAGAAGCUUCGCCAAGUUUUUGCUGAGAAUGAACUUCCUCCAAGAUCUAUGAAGGAGGAUCUUUCAAAAGAGUUGGGACUUGAUAUUGAGAAGGUCAGCAAAUGGUUCAAAAAUGCACGUUACAUAGCACUUAAAACCAGAAAGUUGCAUGCAGAAGGAGAAGACCAGCUUCAGAGUAUUAUCACUUCUAGGAAGAACUCUACAUUACAAAAUCCGGAGAAAGCUAAUAUUUUGAAAUCAAAUACCUCAAAAAUUACUACGACCCAUUCCCAGAAGAAUGUUAGAAAUGUCACUGGUAGAAAGAAAAGAAAGUCACCUAGCAGUCCUUUCAAGGAAAGACAACCAGAAAUACCUCCACCUCAUCCAAUAGAAAAUGGAAACAAGGACUUUAUGGAGAUGAGUGAUGAUGUGAGCUUGAAGAAGUUGUUGAAAGAAAGAAAGAGGAGGGUAAAUUUUACAUUUGAAGGAAACUCUCAAGCGGCAGAGUUGGAAUUUGAAAGACUUAGCAAAUUGAAGAUUAAACUAGAUAGCAUGAAACAGAAAUUAACUGGAAUUCAAAAUUACAGAGUAAAGGGUUUAGAUAUACCCCAUUCGAAUGAACCAUCUAUUAUUUAUGUACCCACAGCUGUAUUAAAGGAAAAGGUUUGAUUAUAACUCUUUUUUUAGGAAACAUUUG
Molecule: messenger RNA, 2366 nt
Organism: Gastrolobium bilobum
Lineage: Eukaryota; Viridiplantae; Streptophyta; Magnoliopsida; Fabales; Fabaceae
Product: pathogenesis-related homeodomain protein-like
Exons: 11
Coding region: 239-2338 (699 amino acids)
Biological process (GO): regulation of DNA-templated transcription; chromatin organization
Cellular component (GO): nucleus
Molecular function (GO): chromatin binding; DNA binding
Source: RefSeq, a predicted model, not a curated record